Acanthoscelides obtectus is the source of this 5256-nucleotide messenger RNA. NCBI's taxonomy places the organism in Eukaryota, Metazoa, Arthropoda, Insecta, Coleoptera, Chrysomelidae. The record is from the annotation of a GenBank genome assembly.
CCGUCAAGUGCUGAGACUGCUGAGACGCCAGCUGUCAAAAUAUAAACAAAACCCUGAUGAAAUUGAAAUUAACAACCCAAAAGGGGUGAUUUUGAAGGGUUGUUGUGUGUGUUUACAGUUGUUAACUCGAUAACACUUGUUUCUAUUGUGCGUUUACGCUGUUAUUCACACCUCAAGUGCGAUUUAAUCAAUAUUAUCAUGGAUACAAAAGCUUCGACGAACUUUUGGUGGAUGAAAAACCCUUCUGCCGUUAGUCAGGACUCUGAGAAUAACCUUGUGGUGCCUAAAUUGGACCUGAGAUCCCCUAGUUCCAUCGUCGAUUUACUUGAAAAAGACGGUAGUAGCAAUGCAGGAGAAGAUGUAGAUGUAGGCAGCAUAAUAGAUGAAAUAAAUAGGGUAGCUGCCCAGAGCCCUUUGGGGCCCUAUGACAAAAAUCAAGGCGAAAGAAGCAUCGAGGAUUUAAUGAAAGAGGCUGAGCGUAUUUAUAUGGAGAGCUCUAAAAGUUUUGAGCAGUUGAGUCAAAGAAGUAAAACUUCUCAGAAUAUCAGUGAUUUGUUAUCCAGCCUUUCUAAAGAUUCUACACCUACUCCUAAGAGUAUUAGUCCUCUGCCCAUGGACCCUGAUCCACAGCACAGUAAUGACAGUGAUGAUUAUACAGAAGAUUUUUCUGAGGAAUCUAAAAUAGAGUCAAAUCAAUCUUCAAAUGGCAAACAUGAAUCUGAUUAUGUAGAUGACAAAGAUAGUAGUGAAUCAUCAAAUAGUCAUAUUAAGAGCUUGAAAGCCAAUAUACAAGUUAAAGAUUCUUCUAUGAGCAUUUCUAAGUCUAAAUCAGUUUCUUCCAUGAGAGAGAUUUUAAAAAUAAAACCAAAUAUUAUGAUGAUGAAAACCAGUAUGUCUGUUUCUUCUAUAAAACAGUCGCAAGAUUCUGGUAAUGUGAUCCCUGAAAAAGAUGAAGUUGCUUCCAAUAUAUUCUCUGAAAAAGAUUCUUCAUCCACUGAGAUACCUAAUACAAAUAACUAUAAAGUAGUUCCAACAGUUCCUAAAGUUAAGGCAGAUGAUGAGAAAUUGAUAAAGUUAAGUGAAGUGAUUGAGCUGAAAAACAACUUGAUCAAGUCUUUGGAAGAAGAUAAUAGGAGCCUUAAGAUGAAUGUCCAAGAAGUCAGGAUCGAACUACAAAAAACUAACGCACUACUCGAGCAAACCAAAGCAGCACUAAGCACUAGAACCGUAUCUUCCCCAGAAAUAAACCUAGAAUUAGAAAAGGCCUUAGAAGACCUCAAAGACUCUAGAGAGGCGAAAACAGCUUUACAGUUGCAGCUAGAUACCAUAAACAAGACCCAUCAACUACUAAAAAAUUCGUACGAAGAACUAAGUAAUUCUAAUAAACAUCUAGAGAGAAGAGUCGUAGAGUUAGAUACCACUUUGGAUAAGUACAAAGGAGAACUUUUGAACUUACAACAGACUAAAGAUAAAUUGUUGCAGAAUGAAAUGAACUUGAAUAAAUUGUUGGAGAUCGAAAAACUGCAAACUAAAAGUUUGAAGCUUCAGAAUGAAAAAGAUUCGCGAUGCAUCCAAGACCUGAACAGACAAAUCAAAGAAAUGGAAAGGAUUAUCGCAAGGAAGCAUCCAGACUCUGUAUCAGCACUCAUAGUUGCUGCAAAGGAAAAUACUACUGACUCUAGUAUAACCGCCAGGAAGAUUCUCGAAGAUAGGAUCAAAGCCCUAGAGCAAGAACAGUUCAACAGAGAAUCUCAAAAUUCUAAAGUCUUCAUGGAAAUCCAAGAGAAAUUCAACCAAAUGAAAGCGAAGUACGAAAACCACAUCGAAGAUUUGGAGUUGCACGUGAGCGAUUUGAAGAAUCAGUUGAAAAUGAAAAGCGAUACGUACGACGUAUAUACUCAAACUGUGAUAGAAGAGAAGAUACCGCAGAAAGAAACGUUCACCGUCUUUACCCAAACCGAUCCAGUGAGGAAAGUGGUUCCGUCCAAAAAACAAGAAAAUGGUAAAGAAGAAACUCACCUUCUGGCGACUAUCAGGGGCCUGCAAGCUGAUCUGGCGAACAAAGAAAAGUGCAGUGUAUUAAAACCUCCCAGAUCUUCUGUAGUGCUUACAUCAAAACUUGAGAUUUUUUUGGUGAAAAUGGAAGAACCUGUAGCUGGGCCAGUGAACAAGGGCCACCGAAUACCAAAGAAAUGCAUCGUGUCCAAAGCUGAGACUAUAAUGGCGAAACAACCAAACAAUAUGAGCAGUCUUUCACAUAGACACUGCAGUGUCCGGGGAUGUCCCUCUCUACAAGGGAAACGACCAAAGGUUCACUACCAUAAGUUUCCACAAAAGAUCCGUAGUGUAAAGGUGCCCAUCAUGAAUUCUUCUGGAGUUAAAGUACUGAUAGAUAUCAGGAAAGCAUGGGAAUGGUUGCUAUGUUUGGGAACUCGCUAUGGGAGACCUGUCACAAAUGCUACAAGGAUUUGUUCCAUGCAUUUUCGAGAAGAAGAUUACAUAGGUGACCACGUGAAUAUGCAACGAGGGGGGUUAUUGAAGCCAACUGCAGUUCCUCUUUUAUAUUUACCAGAUAGAAAGCUAGGUAGGAAACAAAUGAACGCAAUGUUGGGUAUAAGGAGAGAUUCAGAGGGAGGAAAAACGGAACAGGAACCUUUGCAGAGUGAAAAGGAUAUGCCCAAAACUACUUGUAGAGAUAAUGAUUAUAUUGAGAAGCCAAUCUCAUAUAAUGAUUUGGUAACAGCUGAUAAAGUAGUAGCACUUGACUUACCUGAGAUAGACAAAGAAAGUGAAGCUCCACAAAUGACACUGAGUAAAACACCAGAAGCUAAGGAAAUAGAUGUAGUGAAAUUUUCAAAGAAAAUAGAAAGUUCUGCAGAUUUUCCAGGACCAAUGAGUGAUCUAACAAAUACUGAGAAACUGAUUGAGUCAGCUUUAUGCAAAAUAAAAGCAACUUGUUCAAACACCCUACUAAAAUCACCUAGUAAUUCUGACAGUAAAGAUGAGGCAGAUGGUACAACAUUGCUAAAUGAAAUAUUACAUAUUCCACCAAAAAUACUUGACAUUUCCAAGGAUGAUAUACAGCAAAGCAUGAAACAUACUGUUCCUAAAGGUGCAUUGGACUAUAUGGUUUAUUGUUGUGUCUCUGGCUGUGAAUCCACAAAAGUGGAAAAUCCAGACCUUUACUUCCAUACAUUUCCAAAGAAAAAUUCUGGUGUGUCAGUGAAAACUGUCAAUCAUCUUGGUCAGAUGGGGAAAAUGGAUCAAAGAAAAGCUUGGGAAAAAGUGCUGCUUUUGGGAAAGUUUGCCACAUAUGAUAUGACAGUUUGUUCAAAACAUUUUAGGGAUGAAGACUAUAUUGCUGAUGGUCAAUCUAGGUGGCCAAAAUUGAAUCAGUCUGCAGUGCCAUCUCAAAAUCUUCCAAAAGGGAAUGUAACAAAACAGUCCCAACAAAUCUCUGAUGAAGAAACAAUUUUGAAGGGGCAGACUAAACAGGGCCUUGGUAAAAUAUUGGUAUGCAAAACUUUUGAAGAUGAAACAGUAUUAUAUGAGGGUUUAGUAGAUGGGGAAGAGAUGGUUGAAAAACCUGGAAAUAUGACAGAAGAUAAUUUUACAAACAUGACAGAGGAAAACUCCAUGAAUAUGACAGUUUAUGAACAACUGUCUUCUGAUCUCCAUGAGGAUAUAGUUGUGAAAACUGAGGAGCAAAGCUCAAGUGACAUGGAGUGUGAAAUUGUACCUGAAAGUGACAAUAAAAUGGAAAAUGAGGCAUCAUUUUCAAAUAAUUCAGUAAAUGAAGAAGUACUCGUAGUAUCAAAUUCCAUAUCCACAGAUAAACCAAAAAAUAAACGUGUGGUUACUAGACUGCAAAAAGAAGUGGAUGAUCUGAAGAAAACCAAUAGGCGUCUUCAGAAAGAACGAGAAGGCAGUUUGAAAAACCUGAGUGAAAGGAGAGAUUUUCGUAGCUAUCCAGAAAAGCUGGCUCUUCAAGCCAGAUCUAACAGUGGCAGCUCUGAGAAGGAUUUUAGGAAAGAAGAGGAGCUACAACAGGUCAAGAGCCAGAGGGAUAGGCUGCAACAACAGCUGAAAAGAAUGGAGGAUGAUUAUCAGUCUUUAAAGGAUAAAAGAAUACUAGAUCUAACUGCUUUACAAGAUGCCCAUGAGCGAGAAACGUCAAAUUAUGUUGCUAGUGUAACUCCUUUAAGAGAACAACUAGUGCUCCAUCAGGUUUCGAUUACAACUCUACAGCAGCAGUUAACGACUGCGAAAGAAGAACUAGCUGUGGUUAAGGCAGAACGGGAUCACCUCAACACUAGGCUUCUCAGCACUUACCCAGCUACUAAAGAUGGCAGCGACGUGGAAGUCGAGGCUUUGUUGCAAAAGAUAGCUUUCCUGGAAAAACGCUACGAGGAACGAGAAUACCGCCUAAGAGCCAUCGUCCAAAAUCUUGCUCAGAAAAGCAUCACAAACAGGAGCUGUGAACAAUGCGCAGAAAGACAACAACAGCUGAUCAGCUACAAAGUAGAGUUGGAUCAGCUUCUUGCUACUGUCAGAGCGCUACAUUAAGGGUGCAAGCUUUGAUUUAUACCAAAGAUAUCUUUCAGUUGCAUAGUUAAGAUGCAAUUUUUAUGUAUUUUUUAUUUUUAUACUUUUAUUGAUUAUAUUGUUUGUCUUGGAUAUUAUUUUUGAAUCAUUGUCAUUUCUUUUUUGGUACAUCCACCACUUUUAAUUUGAUUGGAUCUUCUAGUCCUCAAGGGAGGUGCCCCAUUAUGAAGUACGCCAAACCUUAUAGUACAACAUUUUGUUUUGAUCUCACUUAUUUUUUAAUGUAUUUUCAUUUUGAAGCACGUAUUUAUAUUGUAUGUCAAACACUGUAAUACAGUUUGUAAGCAUCGUCUCAAAAACUACGAAAAUAAAUCUGGGACAAAUUUUGAUUACCAUGGGCACGACAUUAAAAUUACUUGAUCCGGCCUUAGAAAUUAAAUAAAUUAUACCUAGAUCUAGUCUCUUAUGUGACAAUAUAAAUUAAUUUGUUGAAAUGUUUUUGCAGAUUUCAGGAAGUCGACAUCUAGUCUUAUUGAUAUUUGUUGCACAUAAAUAGAAAAUCUAGCUUAGAAAAUAGUAAUUUGCCGUUUUCCAUUUAUAUAAGGAAAUCAUGUACUUCCAAAUGUUGAUAUUACAUUUCUAGUAUCUUUUGUAAACGAUUUUAGAAACAUUUAGAUGUUGUUUCCAUGUUUAAUAAAUUUGUUAACUGAC